AUGUCUAUAAACGACGCUAGAUCUUCAAAGAUCACCCUUGGUCGGAAUGAAUGGGAUGCAACGGGUACCGUAGCUAACCGCUACCCUCUGAGCGGAGUAGAGGGUGAUGUAGAGGAUAUCCCGUCGGCGGUAAUCCCUGAUUUGCUUAAAUACUGCACGACAAUACAACCUUGCCGAGGCUUCCAUCUGGAGAGACAAGUCGGAGCCGCAAAACGAGAAAGGAGAUGGAAGGACCCCGUGCGGGCGACAUGUGGAACCCUAUCGGAUGCCCUGCCCAUUUCUAGGCCAAUGGAAAGCAAGAUUGUCACCUUUGUCAGGACACAUGAGUUCGCAUCCACCUCACAUGCUGCACCAGCAUUUACAUCCCGGCUAGACAUGCCUGUUGGGUUGUCAAGACAGCAAACGGGCCUGCCUCAUAGCAGAAACACCCCAUACAGGGUCUCCCCAAUCUUCGCUUCAGCACCCCUCGCUGUUUUCUCAAUGUCCCAGUCCAACAUCUUCAAUUUCUCGAACAUCAUGCUCUAUCACAGCGGAUCUGAAGCAACCGGUAUCACUGGUGAGACCUUUAUUGUCAAUACGAGUGCAUUGGGCUAA
Psilocybe cubensis is the source of this 594-nucleotide messenger RNA. RefSeq lists its product as uncharacterized. NCBI's taxonomy places the organism in Eukaryota, Fungi, Basidiomycota, Agaricomycetes, Agaricales, Agrocybaceae. Bases 1 to 594 code for a protein of 197 amino acids. The record is from RefSeq and is a predicted model, not a curated record. The transcript is spliced from 3 exons.